AUGCCUUCGUCUAACCGCCGAAAUGGCUUCCUUUAUCAUUUCUUACUUGGGCUUGCACUUUGCUUUAUAUACGGCUCAAGUUACGCCUAUCCGAACCUACCCACCGAUUUCCAAGCAAACGACCUCAGUUUAGACCCCAGUCUGCAACAGACGAACGUCAACACCCUUAUACCAACUCGGCUGGAGACCCGAGCAGGCCGCAAGAAGCUUUGUUCGCUACUCAAAAAUUUCAAACCCAAAAGGCCGACACCGACCACACCCGACAAAGAAACACCCAGUAUCUCAACCACACCGUACAUCUAUGAACCCGAUUCAGGAAGCGACACCGAGCCAGAGCCAGAGCCAGAACUCGAUCCAGACAGCGAUGCCGAAUCGGAGAUUGCCUCGAAACCCCAAGGAAUCACUAUUGCGGGAGUCGAUUUCUUUAAAGAAAACAUGCAAAAGGGUCUUAUGAGAAAACAUCUUCCAUAUGUUUUCUACACGAAUUUCCCAAACACUGAAGGAACAAGCGAAAGAGCCAAACAAUGGGCGAAGGAUUUCUUCCAAGAAGUCAUACCCGACCCACAGCGAACACCAAGUCUAUAUGAGAACCAUGUGUUUCGCCAAUGGAAAUACUUCAAAUUUCUCAUGUGGGGGCGUGUUACUCGCGCGGAUUGGGGGUUUGGAAUAAUGAUCAAAUGGAUCGAAUGGAAUAUUGAGGAUGUAAUGGGUGAUCACGACAUGGCACAGUGGUAUGUGAAUGUAGCCGAAAAGAACCAGGCACAAGCCUUGUCAGAGAUUUGCCGUGGAGACGUUAUUCUGGUUGUCCCGGAUGAGAUUAACCCUAAUAACGAUGUGAACGGCUGGAGUACUAUACAGGCAUGGGGUGGUAAGUGA
Molecule: messenger RNA, 876 nt
Organism: Penicillium alfredii
Lineage: Eukaryota; Fungi; Ascomycota; Eurotiomycetes; Eurotiales; Aspergillaceae
Exons: 1
Coding region: 1-876 (291 amino acids)
Source: RefSeq, a predicted model, not a curated record